AGCUAGCUCUGUUCACGAUUUGGUAGGACUCCGGAACCAAGGUGAUUUGUGCGGCAUUCCAGCGACCACAACAACAGCAACCAAAAGCGUUCUACGUUUAUAUUUGUUGUUGAUUCUCUUGCUGAGAUAAAAUAUGGUAAAGCCAGACAUUCACACUCUGGCACACCACCUGAAGCAGGAGAGAUUGUACGUGACUUCAGAAAGACAGCUUAUCCAGCGGCUCAAUGGUGAUGUCCUGAAGACAGCAGAGAGGCUGUACCGUGCAGCUUGGAUAGCCAAGCAGCAGAGGAUAAACCUUGACCGCCUCAUCCUUACCAGUGCAGACGCUUCCCCAGCCGAAUGCUGUCAGCAUGCCAAGGUGUUGGAGAAUACGCAGUUUGCAGAUGGAUAUAAGUUGUUGGGCUUUCAGGAGAGCAUUUAUGGAGAGUUUCUUGGGCGGCUGAGGGACAAUCCGCGACUGGUUGCCUCCUUUGUAGUUGCUGGGGAGAGACUUAUCCAGGAACAUGCACAAGGAGUGAUCCACACUGUUUUUACCUCUCUAUAUGGCAACUGCAUCAUGCAGGAGGAUGAGAGCUACUUACUACAGGUCCUACGUUACCUAAUUGAAUUCGAGCUUAAGGAGAGUGACAAUCCUCGUCGCCUGCUACGCCGGGGCACAUGUGCUUUUAGCAUAUUAUUUAAGCUCUUCUCUGAGGGCCUGUACUCGGCCAAACUAUUCCUUACUGCCACCUUACACGAACCCAUUAUGCAGCUCCUGGUAGAGGAUGAGGACCACCUAGAGACCGACCCAGGCAAACUGACUGAGAGGUUUACCCCGACACAACAGGAGCGCCUUUUUGGCGAGAAAGGCACUGAUGCUUAUCGCCAAAAGGUUCAGGCAGCCGUGGAAGCAAAUGAGGCGAAACUAGUGGCUCUUGUUAACUCCUUUAUUGGAUACCUCAAGCAGAACACCUACUGCUUUCCUCAGAGCUUACGCUGGAUUGUGUCUCAAAUGUACAAGUCGCUAGAGCGUGUGGAGGGGCUGGAGGUAGGUGAGGUGAGGACCAUGUGCACAGACCUACUGCUGACCUGUUUUAUCUGCCCAUCCAUUGUCAACCCUGAACAGUAUGGAAUCAUCUCAGACGCACCCAUCAAUGAAGUCGCACGCUUUAAUCUUAUGCAGGUGGGUCAGUUACUACAGCAAUUAGCCAUGGUGGAUACGGAUAAUGGGGAUCCCAGACGGAAAAGCAGUUUAUCAAAAUUUGAUAAAAGUUGUGUUGCUGCCUUUUUGGACAUUGUGAUUGGUGGAAGAGUUGUGGAGACCCCUCCGAUGUCUUCAAUAAACCUUUUAGAUGGACUUACUCGAACUGUGAUUUAUAUCACUCAUCAUCAACUGUUUACUUUGGUGGACUUUGUACAUAGUGUGACUACAAGUGACCAGCUUAGAGAUGAAGAUCACUUAGCACUGGAAACUCUGCUAGCCAAUCUACCAAAGUCCUGCACAGUUAAGAGCAACAGCUUAGAGCUCACACCUUCCAACACACCCCAGCUUUCCCCGGCUACUACACCUGCCAACAAGAAGAACCGACUAUCCAUAGCUUCACGUAGUCGCUCCCGCUCCAACAUCGCUCAGGAUAGUGAGGUGGAUGCUAGCCUCCAGGACUCCCAACAGGAAGAUAUACCUGAGGAGGUGCUUGUCAUUUCAUUAGGAACUUCACCUCAAACUAUGCCUGGAAUGAUGCCGGAGAAUGAGGUACUGAACUUGCAGCUGUCAGAUGGAGCACAAGGAGAUCCCCAAGCUGAUGUGACCAAACUUCAUGGCAAAUCUGACAAAACGCUGCGCUUCUCACUUUGCAGUGACAAUCUUGAAGGCAUCUCUGAAGGUCCAUCUAACCGCUCCAACUCUGUCUCAUCUCUGGACCUGGAGGGGGAAUCUGUGUCUGAACUAGGCCCAGGACCAUCCAUUGGAAAUGGUGUUGAAGCUUUGCAGCUAUUAGAGCAUGAGCAUGCCACAACUCAAGACAACCUAGAUGAUAAACUCAGAAAAUUUGAAAUUCGGGACAUGAUGGGUCUGACAGAGGAUCGGGAUAUCUCUGAAACAGUCAGUGAGACUUGGAGCACUGAUGUCCUUGGUAGUGAUUUUGACCCUAACAUGGAUGAAGACAGACUCCAGGAGAUAGCAGGGGCAACGAUGGACAACAUGCUGGGGAGCCUGAUGUGUUUUUCAGCACAUGGCCCUGUUCUUUUGGAACCCUGUGGUUCUACAAUAUCUGAGACCACAAGUGAGGCUUGGAGUGUAGAAGUUCUUCCCAGCGACUCAGAAACUGCAGAUUCAAAGCAGGAGGAGCGCUUGCAGGAAUUAGAAAGCUGCUCAGGGGUGGGCAGUACUUCUGAUGACACUGAAGUUAGAGAAGUCAGCUCUCGACCCAGCACCCCGGGCUUAAGCAUAGUCUCUGGUAUUAGUGCAACGUCUGAAGACAUCCCCAAUAAGAUUGAAGACCUGCGCUCAGAAUGUAGCUCUGAUUUUGGAGGCAAAGACUCUGUCACCAGUCCAGAUGUAGAUGAAGCUUCACAAGGAGCGCAUGCUCUUCCCUGUGUGCCUGUCCAAGCUGUUUCUUUGUUGAGUAUGUUUGAUCCACUUUCUUCUGCAGAAGGCACAUGCAUUGGCACCAUAGUGCGGCCAAAGGUCCAGUACACCAGACCUGCACACCCUCCCCCAGACCCUCCAAUUCAAGAACCUUGUGUCACAGGACCUUCUGAGCAACGGCCAUCCCUCUUUAACCCUAAUUGCCAGGCCCAGGCCGAUUUGGAGCAUACUAAACUAAGGCACUCAUACCCAGAUCGUCUGGUCAGGAGUCGCAGCACAGACACAUGUACAGGACGUAGGCCCAGCAGUGACCCGUGUAUAAACCGACGAACCAUGGUGGAAGAUAAGGACCAAGCUGGGACUUUUCCUACUGGAAUUAGUGCUUCUACAAGCAAGGAUUCACUUAAAGCAGAGGGAGAAGACAAGAAGGACAGUGAUGAUGAGAAAUCUGACAGAAACAGACCAUGGUGGAAGAAACGUUUUGUUCCUGCUAUUCCUAAAGCACCAAUCGCAGCAUUCCGAAAGCGGGACAGGAUCGAAAAGGAUGAUCUAGGAGCAGAGAGGGUCCCCCAAGGUAUGUCAGAUGAGCCUUCAUUACUUAGGCAGAACUGUCAAGCUCAGGCAGCAGAGGACAUAUUGGACAAGUACAGGAACAUAAAGAGAAUCAGUCCAGAAAUUUGCAGAGAGGGUGAAAGUGAACAUGACUCCCCUAGAGAUGAAGCUCUGCAAAACAUCUCUGCAGAUGACCUUACAGACUCUGCCAGUCAGAUUGCACAUUCUCAAGACAACAAGUUUUCAUUUAGUGAUGCUAAGAAGAAACUGCGUCUGGCUUUGUGCUCAGCAGAUUCCGUAGUUUUUCCUAUUCUGCCCACUGCAACUACACGGAAUGGGCUUCCUGACCAUACUGAUCCAGAGGACAACGAGAUUGUGUGCUUUUUAAAAGUACAACUGGCAGAGGCCAUUAAUCUGCAGGAUAAGAACCAGAUGGCUCAGAUCCAGGAGACCAUGCGCUGCAUCAGCCGCUUUGACCCACGCACCUGCAGAAAACUGCUGACUGCCAUUGCUGAGGACUACAGAAAGAGAGCUCCGUACAUUGCGUAUUUGACAAGAUGCCGCCAGGGGCUGCAGACAUCUCAGGCUCAUCUAGAGAGGCUCUUGCAGAGGGUACUUAGAGAUAAAGAAGUGGCCAAUCGCUAUUUUACCACUGUCUGUGUCCGACUGCUCCUAGAACAAAUGGAGUCCAAGAUGCAGGAGUUUAUCAGAGCAUUUCAGGGCUUUACGGCAGCUGAUGAUAAGACUGCAGCAGUGGAGGAUUUCCUGCGUUACCUUUAUGGUGCCAUGGCACAUGAUGCCAUUUGGCAGUAUGCAAGUGAGGAGCAGCUACAGGAUGCCCAGAUGGCCAUUGAACGCAGCGUCAUGAAUCACAUCUUUAAACUGGCCUUUUACCCCAACCAGGAUGGAGACAUUUUACGAGACCAGGUCCUGCAAGAGCACAUUAGUCGUCUGUCAAAAGUAGUGACUGCCAACCACAAGGCUCUCCAAAUUUCAGAGGUGUAUUUGAGGGAAGCGCCGUGGCCUUCUGCACAGGCAGAGAUUAGGACAAUCAGUGCUUAUAAGACUCCACGGGACAAAGUGCAGUGCAUCUUGCGCAUGUCCUCCACCAUUAUGAAUCUUCUCCGUUUGGCCAACGAGGAUGCAGUGCCUGGAGCUGAUGACUUUGUCCCUGUGCUUGUUUUUGUCCUUAUAAGGGCAAAUCCACCAUGUCUUCUGUCCACUGUUCAGUAUAUUAAUAAUUUUUAUGCCAGCCAGCUGAGUGGGGAGGAGUCCUAUUUGUGGGUGCAGUUCACAGCUGCUGUUGAAUUCAUUAAAACCAUUGAUGAUCGCAAAUGAAGCAAAACAGUCACCUGUACAGGAUGACUGUAGGAUUGGGAGAAAGAGAAAAAAAAGACUUUGCAACAAGCUACUCCAUCACUGAUUUCACACAGCAAGUCACCAAUUUACUUUGCAGAGUUUAUUAAACUGUAUAUGGAGCCAGAAAGACCGUUAACAUUUGAAGUAUGUUUAAUUAUGUUCAUGAAAAAAUAUAUAGAUUAAAGAUCAGGACUCCAAACUAAUCUUCUUAAAUGGAUGUUGGACAUUAUAUCUUGUUAGUGUGACUUAGGUGGUGGCUCUCAUUAAAAGAUUUUUGUAAUUAUUAGUACAAAGCAUGGGUAUUUUAAUAUCAAUUUAAACCGAAAAAGGGACAAGCCGUGGUGAUUGUGUAAUUAUAUUAGGCUGGCUUAAGAAUAAUGCAUUCUUGUGUACAUGGUGUAGUCAUUUCCUCAUUUUAAACCCUAACCAUUUUAUACAUCACAUUAGAGAAUCUUCCCUAAAGUUUUUUAAAAUCACAGUCACAGCAAAACUACAGUAGUGUAAAAGAUGACAAUACAAUUCAUAACAAAGAAGCUUGUAAAUGAUGUUAACAUUUUUAAUCAUUUCCUUAAAAAUGAUUUGAUCAAAACAGAAGGACCCUCAUUUAUAUAAAUAAUAGUGUAUUUAUUCUUUUGUUUUAAAAAGUUUUGCAAAUUUGCCAUUAGAUAAAAGUGUUAAAAAGUAAAUGUGCACUUUGGAGAAAUGUGCUUAAAUGUUAACAAUAUACAGAAUUAAUGAAAAAGUUUUUCUCUGUAAACAGAUUGACAAGUAUUUGUGUUUAUAGUUCUAUAUUUACCUUGCAUAUUCCAUUUUUUAUUAUUUGAUAUUUUAAUUGUACUUUACGCAUUGGCUUCUGUUUUUAAACAUUUUCGUCUUUGGCAGUACUGUGCUAUAUCAACAAAUGUGCAGCCACUAGAAUCUACAAUCAAAUGUAUAACUGAAAUUUAGUUUCAUACAUUUAAAUAACUUAUAGACAAUUAACUUUGUCUUAUAAUUGGUACAGAAAAUUGGCUUAAAGUGCAGGGAACUUUUUUAACUUUUUCUUCUUAAUUCACAACUGAAAACGGUAAGGUGAGCAGGUAUAAGCUGUAAGAUAAAGAAUCAGCUCUGCAUCUGUGUUAACUACUAUAUUUAGACAUUGUUUUAGCAACAAAAAACAUUAUAGUAACCUGUCCAAAAAGAACAAUAAAUUGCUGGUGUCUGUUAAAAUGGACUUUAAAAUGUAA
Molecule: messenger RNA, 5703 nt
Organism: Trichomycterus rosablanca
Lineage: Eukaryota; Metazoa; Chordata; Actinopteri; Siluriformes; Trichomycteridae
Gene: gapvd1
Product: GTPase activating protein and VPS9 domains 1
Exons: 27
Coding region: 134-4456 (1440 amino acids)
Biological process (GO): regulation of GTPase activity; vesicle-mediated transport
Cellular component (GO): cytosol; endocytic vesicle
Molecular function (GO): guanyl-nucleotide exchange factor activity; small GTPase binding
Source: RefSeq, a predicted model, not a curated record